Pan troglodytes (chimpanzee) is the source of this 4974-nucleotide messenger RNA. RefSeq names its product taste receptor type 2 member 19. Bases 3502 to 4401 code for a protein of 299 amino acids. Gene Ontology annotation, cellular component: membrane. The record is from RefSeq and is a predicted model, not a curated record. Gene Ontology annotation, molecular function: G protein-coupled receptor activity; bitter taste receptor activity. NCBI's taxonomy places the organism in Eukaryota, Metazoa, Chordata, Mammalia, Primates, Hominidae. The transcript has a single exon. Gene Ontology annotation, biological process: sensory perception of taste; G protein-coupled receptor signaling pathway.
GUGUCUCAGAAGAAGAAAAAAAAACAAGUAUAAGUUCUCACCGGUAUCUUAAACAUCAAGUAAAACAGUAUCGAGUAAAACAAAAAACUAAAAACUCCAAAAGUCAAAAACACUUUUAAAAAGAACAUGGUGUUAAGAGUAGUUUGUUCAGUUUCCCCAUAGAAAAUGAUUUAUGGAAGGAGAAUAAAAGAUUAUUCUGAACACUAAAACAAUAAGACUGAAAAAAUGAAUUAUCAGUAUUGAGAAUCCAAUAGACAGAGUUAACCAGUUGGAUACAGUACAAGAGAGAAUAAGUGAACUGGAAGAUAGCUACACAGAAUGAAGCAUAGAAGGGAAGAGAUGGAAAUUCACAAAGCUAGAGGGUAAAACAUUGAUGCUACAGACAGAACACCUAACAUGCUUCUGGAGUUCUGUAAGAUUAGAGGAGAGAAAAUAGAGCAAGAGAAAUGUUGCAAGGAUUUUUCCAAAAGGUAUAAAAUGUAUCCCUGAAUAUAUUUUUAGUAAUCUCAAACUUCAGGCAUGAUAACUAAAACCAAAUUAACAUAAAAUAAUACAGGACACCAAAGACCAAUAGAAAAUCUGAAAAGUAGCUAGAGGUAGAAGAUAGAGUAUGUUGAAAAGAACUGUAUUCUAAAUACAACCUGAUUUUAACAGAAAACAUGGAAGCAGGAAUUCAAUGGAAUCAUGGGAAUCAUGUCUUCAAUGUGUUUCCAAAGAGUAGUAGACCUUCAUAAACAGAAAUUGAAAAUGAUAUUUUUCAGAUAAAAUAAAAUUACUGAAAAUACAAAGUUGAACACGCAAGGAGCAAUACAAAUUAAUGACAAUCCAUGCUGGCUAACACGGUGAAACCCCGUCUCUACUAAAAAUAAAAAAAAAAUUAGCCUGGCGUGGUGGCGGGCACCUGCAGUCCCAGCUACUCCGGAGGCUGAGGCAGGAGAAUGGCUAAACCCGGAAGGCGGAGCUUUCAGUGAGCAGAGAUCAUGCCACUGCACUCCAGCCUGGGUGACAGGGAGACUAUGUCUCAAAAAAAAAAAAAAAAAAAAUUAAUGACAAUGAAAACUAAGUGUGUAAUUCUAAAUAAAUGUUGACUAUAUAAAACAAUAGUGUCUUCUUGGAUUGAAUGUAUAAUUGAUAAGAUAUAUGCAAAUAGCAAUAAAGAGGUUGGAGAUAAAGGUAACAGGAAUAAAUUUAGUCAAACUGUGUUUUGGGCUUUUCUAUGUCUGUGAGAAGAAUUUGAACAUCAUAAUCAAGGACCCUGUAAUUCUACACCCAGAUAUAUAUACACAGAGGAAUUGUAGCAAAUGAUAUGUGAAAGAAUGUUCAUUGUAGCAUUAUUCAUAAAAGCUCAAAAAAUAAGCUGUCCAAAUAUAUAUCAAAUAAGGAUGGAUAAAUAAUUACAGUAAAAUCAAAAAAUGAAAAAAAUACAGAGAAGUGAAAAGAAAUGGAUCACAUGUACAUGCAAUGAUGGGGUUAAAUUUUGGAUACAAAAUGUUGAUUCCAGGAAGCCAUGAAUAAGAACAUAUAGGAUUGCACCUAUACACAGAUCAAAUCAGGCCAAACCAAGCUAUUGAGUUUAGGGUCGAAUACCUUAUUGGUAAAGUAUAAAGAAUAUUAAAAAAAGACCAUCAUAAAUUAGGGAUGUUGCUUAUCACAGGAGACAUGAAGAAAGGUGUAGGGAAUUAGAAAGUGGCAUUGAGGUAAACUUAGGCUCUUAGCAAUGUUCCAUGUCUUGCCCUACAUGAUGGUUACAUGAGUGUUUAUGACACAUUGCUAUGUUUUCCAUUUUUGUUUUGGUUCAUUUCUAAGUGUGCAGUCUAGCUAUACGAUAAAAAUUAUUAAUUAGGAGAAAUGGUCCAUGAAAAUUAUUAUUACUCUGCUCAUUAUAUACUGAAGGGAAAAAUCCACUAUUUGUAUACAUUCAUGUGUAACUCUAAGAGAUUUUAAGUAGAAACUUUCUGAUUUUAGUUGCAACUUUAGGAAACUUGACAUGAUGUUACCUCCCAACCACAGAUUUCUGAAUAGGUUUUUCUUUUAGGUUUAAUUACCCACUUCAUAUGACAAAACUUGGACAUUCUCUAUUUUUUCCUUGGAUCCUGAAUUCCUGACACAACAAUGGUGGGCAUAUUUCCCACACUCCUGGUUUAGCAGAAUACCUACAUCACUUAUGUUUUUCUGCAAGAGAAAACUGAGUUAGAUAAUUGUGUAUCAUUAUGUCUUUGGAUUACAUUUUUCUAACCUAGGUUUGGUGGAUGGCUCUGGUGAUUGGAGAUGGGCCACGUACUGCAUCUUGCCGCUAGUUUGGCUGAUUUAGGGUAGAUAAGGCAGUGGCAUUCUGACUCCAUUAGUUUCUCUUUCUUCUUCUGGGAACAGUGUGUUAGCCAGAUGAUGUCCUCAUGGUUAGUGGAAAAGAGCAGGAAACUUCAAUAUGGAAGCCAUCUUAAAUCUCUGUAAAUUCUACUAAUUUCCUGUUGACUGAAGCAAAUUACGUGAGUGAAUUCAGAGUCCAAGGUCAAGGUAGUCACCCUGCCUGAGGUGGGAGGGUACUGCAGGAUUAUGUGACAAAGAGUAGGGUACUUAGAAAUAUUUACAAAAUUGCUGAACAUUUUAAUUAAAUAAUUAAUGUUUAAACAAAACAGACUUGAGUGUAAAUAUACCAAAGGCCUAAGCUUCAGAAACAUGUUUGAUAAAUAUUAUUCAUUGUCUGACAGCCCUGAGUUGGAAAAUAAGACUAAUACCACCUGGAUGAGUUCCUGGAAACUCAUUUUCCAUUUGGGGAAUUAUAAGAAAAUAAUUCCUUCCAUCCCCUAAGGGUGUGAGUGCAUGUGUGUCUAUGUGUUUAGGAGCUUAUUAACAAUGAUGUCAUAUCAAUUUAUUGGUUAUCAGAAACCAGAUUUUAAAGUGUAUCAGCCUCCCAGGGAUUUCCAAGAUAAUCUUGGAUGAUUUUGAUAAAAGGUUUAGAAUCUGGUAUUUAAAUCUGGCAUAAAAAUAAGUCCAUAUUGGUAUGAUCCUAGUUAUGACCAAGCUCCUUUAACAAUUUAGACAUUUACUAUAUGAUAUAUGUAUUGGGUUUUACAAUUUCCCUAUGGAACAACUGAAGAUGCUGUAUACAAAUUAUGGAGAGGUUAAACAAGGAAAAAAAUUGCAAAACAAUGAAAAAUAAUAUGCCUUUCUUUGCAUACUAACACAUGAGAAUUCAAUUUUCCACUUCAACCUCAGUAUAAAAAAGUACAACAUAUAGCAAGGAGAGAAUGUAUAUGAAGAGGAGUGAAUUUGAGCUGUUUUGAGAAUAAUGACCUUUUCUAUUUCUAUAAAGACAGGUUUGAAUUCAUCUAUUAGCAUAUGUUGGUGCUUUCCUGUUGACACUAGUCACUGAAUUUAAAGGCAGAAAAUGUUAUUGCACAUUUAGUAAUCAAGUGUUUAUCGAAGUUAAUGUUUGGAUAUUAAGGGUAUCAGAACCAGUGUUAUUAAGACUGCAAUUUUUUUCUUUUUGUCUGUUCAAACAUGGUAUAUUUUCUGCUCAUCAUUUUAUCAAUUCUGGUAGUGUUUGCAUUUGUUCUUGGAAAUUUUUCCAAUGGCUUCAUAGCUCUAGUAAAUGUCAUUGACUGGGUUAACACACGAAAGAUCUCCUCAGCUGACCAAAUUCUCACUGCUCUGGUGGUCUCCAGAAUUGGUUUACUCUGGGUCAUGUUAUUCCUUUGGUAUGCAACUGUGUUUAAUUCUGCUUUAUAUGGUUUAGAAGUAAGAAUUGUUGCUUCUAAUGCCUGGGCUGUAAUGAACCAUUUCAGCAUCUGGCUUGCUGCUAGCCUCAGCAUAUUUUGUUUGCUCAAGAUUGCCAAUUUCUCCAACCUUAUUUUUCUCCACCUAAAGAAGAGAAUUAAGAGUGUUGUUCUGGUGAUACUGUUGGGGCCCUUGGUAUUUUUGAUUUGUAAUCUUGCUGUGAUAACCAUGGAUGAGAGAGUGUGGACAAAAGAAUAUGAAGGAAAUGUGACUUGGAAGAUCAAAUUGAGGAAUGCAAUACAGCUUUCAAACUUGACUGUAACUACUCUAGCAAACCUCAUACCCUUUACUCUGAGCCUAAUAUGUUUUCUGCUGUUAAUCUGUUCUCUUUGUAAACAUCUCAAGAAGAUGCGGCUCCAUAGCAAAGGAUCUCAAGAUCCCAGCACCAAGGUCCAUAUAAAAGCUUUGCAAACUGUGACCUCCUUCCUCAUGUUAUUUGCCAUUUACUUUCUGUGUAUAAUCACAUCAACUUGGAAUCUUAGGACACAGCAGAGCAAACUUGUACUCCUGCUUUGCCAAACUGUUGCAAUCAUGUAUCCUUCAUUCCACUCAUUUAUCCUGAUUAUGGGAAGUAGGAAGCUAAAACAGACCUUUCUUUCAGUUUUGUGGCAGAUGACAUGCUGAGUGAAAGAAGAGAAACCCUCAACUCCAUAGAUUCACAAGGGGAGCAUCGUGUGUCUUCUAGCAGAAAACAAAUUGAUGGCGUCUGGAACAUUUUAUAUUUCUAUCAGUUUUUCCAUAGUGUUUGUAUGUGAGUAAUUUCAAAACAGAUACCUAGAAAAGUCAUAUAUAUAUUUAUGGGUGUAUAUGUGUGCAUGUGUGUGAAUAACAACGUUGACCAUAAAUUAUGAAGCUGAGUAUAUUUCACAUAUAUAGUAUGUAUAUUUUAUUAUAGUUCAUUGUAUAGUAUUUCAUUUGAAGAAUUUAUUAUCUCUAUUUAUAAUUAAGAACGUACAGCUUUUAUGAAGAAAUCAUUUCUCUUUUCCAUUGUAAUUUGUACCACAUAUAUGUGCUUAACUAUCAUUGGUGAACCUCUAAUUUUUUGGAUGGUAAAGACAUUCAAUUUUAAAUCAAUGAUAAGAAUGGAUCUUUGGGGUAGGUUUUGUUUCAUUAUGAAUUCUUAUUUUAUGCUUAGUAGAAAGCAAAUAGAAUUGUUGUUAGUUAAUGAUGCACACAAUAAAAUUGGAGUGAAAAACA